This is a messenger RNA of Erpetoichthys calabaricus (reedfish), 4768 nucleotides long. RefSeq lists its product as uncharacterized. NCBI's taxonomy places the organism in Eukaryota, Metazoa, Chordata, Cladistia, Polypteriformes, Polypteridae. The transcript has 4 exons. The coding region runs from base 21 to 2483 and encodes 820 amino acids. The record is from RefSeq and is a predicted model, not a curated record.
AGCACCCCCACAACUCCAUAAUGAGCCGAGUCUUUGGAGCAGAUCAGAAUUAUAGAAAUGAAGUAAAGCAAGCAGCCAGAGCCAGCCUGCUAAAAGAACAAGAACAAGAACAAAAAUAUUUCCCUGACACAGUUGCCAUGGAAACCAACCAAGCAUUCAGUGGGACAACAGAGCUGGAUGAACACCCAGAUCCUGUAGAUGCUGGAAGCCCAGGAGGUAAUUGCAUACUGGAGGAAAGCCAACAAGAUCAUUUCCACACUGAGCUGCACAAAGGAGAAAAGAAAAACUUGGAUGUUAACAAAGAUGCCCUGAACAAAGCUUCUGACACUGUGGUGCACACACCCGAAGGCCUUGAGCGUACAACUAAAGAACUGACAGAAGUGACCCUGGAAGAAGCGGCUUUUUAUGCAGAGUUGGAUUUAGAUGAGGUUCAGGAAAAUUAUUCUAUAUCUUCUUCAGAGUCAGCUAGUAUCUCCAGUGCUGAAAGCAUUUAUGAAACUCAUCCUGCAUCAGAAGCUCCACCAUUAAAUAUUCAGGUUCCUGAAACCUGCCAACCUGUGGAAGACCGUGAUUGUCUAAUAACUGCGAUCCACGUUGUGACUGAAGAAUCCAAAAUGAGAUGUGACACUGAAGAGCAGCAACCAUCAAAUACAUCCAAGAGGGAUGCGUCAAAGACUAAUUUAUGUGAAGGUGUGCAAAGAGAAAAAAUGGCUUUUCAAGUGGGAGUAACACCAAACAUUACAUUUCCAUUGAAAAAUGAAAAUGUGUUAGACUCUCACAAGAACAUAAUUAAAGCUCAUCAACAUAAGGAAGGCUUCACUGAAAGUGAUACCAAAAAUGACCGGAGAGAUGUAGGGCAAGCACAUCACAACCCCCAUGGUCCAUUUCAUGAUAAAAAUGAAAAUGCCCUCCAUGUUCUACAAGUGCAAAAGUCCCAUCAAGAUUUUCUAGUAGGGGAGCAAAUCAAUGCAAGAGAAGAAUUUUCUAAAGUGUUGGAUGAUCACCACCCCACACUAUCAAAAACGAUGCGGAACCCUUGCAAGAAGAUCCCCAAAGAUUACUGUGUCAUAGAAGAGUCCACAAAUGCAAAUGUUGACACUAAACAUGUUGACUUUCAAUUUGCACGAAAACAGUGGCUCUUGAUGGAGCAGCUCACAAAAUCCCAGAGUGGCAACCGUGCCAGUAUUACACCCCAGAAAGGUCCAAACCCAAAAGCCUUUGCAGCAAAACACCAGGCUUGCAAAUCACAAGUGGAGGAACUUAGAAGGGACUGCAAAACUGCGGCUAUAGAGACAUCCAUUGAGCAUGUAAGCUUAAACGACCAGCGCCAUAUCCACUUCAGUCCUUAUUCAACAGAUUGUUUGUGCUGCAGAUCUCAAAAUAAUGAAUCUGACUCAUCCCCAGCUGACCUUACAAAUCUACGGCUAAACUGUGUUCAUAGCACUGGAAGAUUAUAUAGCAGUUUGACAUUCAGCAGAGGGGCAGUGUCGCCAACAUCUUGCAGAGAAACUCCCAUUAAUAAAGAAAUGCGUGAAGCCUUAGAGCAAGAAGAGAUCUUGAGACAUGAAAGGGCCAUCUUGAAAUCCACACCAAUGAGUGACUAUGCAGAAUUUAAAGCAAAACAUUCAAGUUUUCCUCAGGGAUGUGGCAAUGUAAGAGGAACCCAUAAGAUGGUCCCUCAUCAUCCAGUGAUGCUUCCCAAUACGGAAGAGGAGCUUACACUUAAAGCACGAGCUGUGAUCAAGUGUGAACGAGUAAAGGUCCAGGAAACUGGGGAGAUAAAGGAAACUGCCAGACUACAAAACCAAAACUGUAAUUUGCAAGAGAUCAGCACUGUGUCAGCAGAAAAGGCUGACACCAUUCCAAAAACUCCUUUCUAUCACGAGAUCUCUGCAGAUAAUGUUAUUAUUUUGGAACAGGAUACCUUUCUCAAAUCUCCAAGGAACAGCAUGAAGGACCUAAUAGUUCCCCAAAAGUGUGAAAAACAAAGGGAGUGGCCUCCGGAGACAGCUAAUGUUAUCAUCUUGGAAACAUCUAAUUUGAUUAUACGCAGCGCAUCUGAGUUUUCUAUCAACUCUUUAUCCCAGGAAAGCUGCAGCAGUACCUUCCAGAGUAAUCCAUUCUUCAAACUCAAAUCCAGAAGUUCGCUGUCUUUAGUUGACCAAGAGAUUAAAAUAGCCAAACAAAGAGAGGAGGAACUUCAGAGGCAACGGGCCAGUCUCUAUGCUCAAGACACGUCAUCAUACAGCACCAUUUUAGUGUCUCCUAACACACUGGAUAUCGUGUCUCUGGAUAAAACGGAAAUUCCAAUAAGAUGUAAAUCAUCUCCUUCUUCUCCAAUGAAAUCUGCUUAUAAGACAGUGGAGCAGUCAAAGGUUCUGGAUAUGUCACAGUGGAGUUCAGCAGCAUCUCGCUGGGAGCCUGGGAUGUUUUCUAACCACAGAAACAAAUGUCUAAAUGCAGAAUGCCAUGGAACAAAAUAGAAUUUGUUGAGAAAAAUGCAGCUUUUAAGAAAAGAGUGAGAUUAUUAAUUUGCUUUAAAAUUUUCCUUUGUGUAGGAGGUUCUAAAGUGUAAGGUUUAAUUUUAGUUAACUUUUUUAACCUCCAUAGUGUUGUUUUUUUUUUUCUCAAAAAAAUGUAAAAAGUGUUGCAUUUUUUUUGGCUUGAAAAAUUAUUUUUUACUAAAUCUCAUCUUUCUCCUGUAAAACAUGCAAAACACUAAUAGUAUAAUAAUGAUAUAAAUAAUGAUAUGAAAUGAAUAAUAAUGAUGAUGCUAAUACUGUAUAUACGGUCAAAAUGUCUUUUGUGUGGUAUAUUUUUGAACGGGGGAAAUGCUUAGGUGUACAGUCAUUUAUUUACCCAACACUGUUCAGGAUGAUGGUUUGUCUCAACAAUUCUUUGAUUCACAUCAUCAAGAAAUAACUUCAAAUAAGUAAGUGGAGCUUGGCUAUCAACGUUCACUUUUAUUCUGGCUGCCUCACAAAAUCAAAAUGACUUGGUGCCGGUUUAUUUGAAGCAGGGUCAACAGAAACUCAAACGUGAGCGUCACUUUCAUUAUGAGGCUAACAGAACACGCGUCUCCACCGUUGGCUCGGGUAGCGCUUGGGCCCGACGCUUACGUAAGACACGCCUAUCCUGUUUCCUGAGUAACACUUGGGACUAACACUGUUUGCACUUUUACAGCCUGAGUAAUCCUCAGGUCUAACGCUUAUGCGAGAUGCACCUAUACAGUUGCACGUAUGACACUCGGGACUAACACUUUUAACACUGUUUUCAAAAGCCUGUGUGAUGCUCAGGACUAAUGCUAAGGAGGUUAAAGUGGUGAGACUUUAUUCAGUCACUGGAAAAGUACUUUACAAAAUAGAAUUUUAGUGCCACUUAAUGUAUACAUUUUAAUCCUUAAAGAAUUUUUGGUGGAUUUUGUUAAGUUUAUUAGAACCUGAUCAUUUUAAAAAAGCUCUAGCAUAACCUAGAAGUAAUGUUUGGUUUAUUUUGUAUAUUUACUCUCUUUUCAUUUAUUCUUCAAACAUGUUGCAUGCAGUAGAAAAGUACAACGAAUUGGAUUGCCUUGGACUUUAUGUUAAAGCCUGAUUUUGUUUCUUGUUAUUUUAUUUGAAUGCUCUUUGAAACAUUGAAGACGUCCUCUUGUUUGGAUUUCCCUUAUGCUUGCAAUUAACUGUUUAACAUAAUUUCUUUUUCAUAGUGUGCAUGACUAAAAGUUUGUAAGGCACUUGGAAAUAAAAAUGGGCCACAAUCUUAAGUUGUUUACUACAAUAAUUGCUUUAGCAAUGCUGAGAGUUUUCACAAAGGAGACAAAUUCCACUAACCACUUUCACAUAAAGCGCUGGGAUGAUGGAGAAAUUAUCUGGAGUUUAUCUUUGCAAAAAUAUGCCAAUGGAAGACCCGUCCAGUGGGAUGCCAGUCCAUUGUAAAUUCAGAGAAUACAGCUGACCCAACUGUGUGUUAUUAGACUGUUAGAUACUGGAACCCUGACUGGAAACUCCUUGCCCUCAUGUCAACAUCAGUUUUCUCAAGGUUGUCCAUAUCCUUAAAACGUACAAGUUAGGUUAAAUGUCAACUUUAGGCUGGCACUUUAUGUGUGAGUUUGCCCUCUGAUAGACUGGUCAGCCACUUGCCUGGUGCCCAAUCCUGCUCUCCAUUAAAAUCCUGUAUUACAAUAUACAGGUUUGGGGGAAAUAAAAAAAAAGUGUGAAAAACCUUGCAUAGACACAUUCCCAGGGACGGACUUCAAAGUUUCCAUUCCAUCCAUUCAAACACUUUCUAGACCACCUUAUCCAGAGCAGUGUUGUGGUAAAGCUGGAGCCUAUCCCAGCAUGCACUGGAAACAAAGGCAAGAAUAACUCUUGGAUGGGCCGUCAGCCCACUGUAAAUGAAAAGACACAACUCACCUCAGCUGCAUAUCUUUGGAUUGUUGGAGGAAGCAAGAGCAUCCAGAGAGUCAUGUGGACAUGGGAAGAACAAAGUGCACACGGGGAGCACUCGGGACUUGAAUCCUAAUAUCUUUGUUGUGAAGCAGCAGUGCUAUCACUGUGCCACUGAAAGUUUCUUAGUUUUACAGCCCACUUAAAAUGUGCAUCUUAGGUAUGUGAGAGGAAACCAUAGUAGCCCGAGAAAAAACCUGUGUGAUUCUGGGCAAAACAGCGAGACCCUCCCCAGACAGCGACACGUCUCUGAAGGUGCAUGACUAUUGUCAGUGUGUACCUUUAGUGCCUCAAGAUCAUUUUCCAUCUCUUUGUGGUUACCAAAA